AUGACAGGCGCUUCUCGGUGUGGCGGAACUCCAUUCCUGGUGUUGACCCGGACAUCGGUCCCGAAGUGGCGGAUCUCCGCCCAGGCGCGAUGCGACUCCUGCCCUCUCUUCGGCAGGCCUGCACGCGCCCUGCGGAUCACAAGGAACCCUCUGUGUCGGUGGUGCCGCUCUCUCACGCUGAGGAGAAUGGCCCGCCUGUCCGCCUCUUCCGGAGCUUCUUCCCGACGUGAGCACCGCAACUCCUUGUCGACCAGCGAGCGGCGGAUUGAAGUCCACAUGCCGAAUCUUUGUCAGAGUGCUCUCUUCCGUCCACAAUAUGAGGGCAAAUGCCCGACGUGCUCGGCCUGGCGUUCCAAUGGUUUGAGAGAGCCUCACAUGCGGAUGCCGCGACUGUUUCACCGUCAUCCUAACAGGCGCAUCGCGCACGGGUCGCCACAGAAAGCGUCAGGCGUGCCAGCAGGCAAGACACGCAGGAAGCACAAACGCGGGCACUCGAGAUGGGCCAGGCACUUCCGCCACCGCCUCGUCACAGACGCCACGGGCUGCUGA
Messenger RNA from Trypanosoma cruzi, 549 nucleotides. RefSeq lists its product as uncharacterized. The coding region runs from base 1 to 549 and encodes 182 amino acids. The record is from RefSeq and is a predicted model, not a curated record. The transcript has a single exon. Lineage: Eukaryota; Euglenozoa; Kinetoplastea; Trypanosomatida; Trypanosomatidae.